UUCCAUCUUUGCUGUUGAAUGUUGCCCAAGCUCAUUGUUAGUCUGAGGUUCUCAUUGUUUGUACACUAGGCACUUUUCUACCCAAACAUGGAGUAGGAUAAUUAAAGACAAAGUAGGCCUGUAAGAGGGAUGCUGUUAGACAUCAGUGAGAGCCCCUUUCUUGAACUCUGUAUAUUCAAGGGUCUGUCCCUCACAAAGGCCUUUUCCUACCUCAAGGCUUCACACUGGUAGUUCCUUCUGCCUGGAAUGCUCUUCUUCAUUUCUUCGCUUGACUAACUUUUUCGCUUGACUAACUUUUUCGUGUCUUUCAAGCAUUAGCCUAGGUAAAAGUUUCUUCUCUUGACCACUCUUGCCACUCAGCCCCAGAAACUGUGUAGUCUUUCCCAUAGAACCUACUGUGGUCUACAUCUUCUCUCUAUAUAUAUACUUGCUUUUCAUCUGUUUCCUCCACUAGUAUGUAAGCCUGAGGGUGGACACUUUGUCUCUGCUACUUAGCACUGUAUUCCUAGUCUCUUGCGGCCCCCAGCAUAUAGCAGGUGCUCAGGAAGUGUUUGCUAAGCAAAUGAGAACAUCUAUAUAUAUCAAAAUAGAAACAUUUCCUUGAUACAGUGUUAGGUUAAUAAUAAUAAGAAGAAAACUUUGGCACAGAUAUAUACCAUUUUGGAGAGAAAGGUCAUAUAUUUGAAUUUUUAUAUUAGCGGGUAUAAUUUCUGUGACUUUUAAAUGUCAAAAAAGGGAAAAUAGAAUGAGAGGCUAACCCAUAAAUAACUUUAGGUUAAUAGGAAUGAUACAGCAACAUUAGGGUUUGAGUCAGAUUCUUGUUCUAUUAAAUUACCAACAACUUUUACUGAAUUUCAAGGAACUGAAUUUUAUAUGCAUGGGAAACUAUGUCAGAACUUCUGUUUCCCCCUCUAGAUCACUUUAAGUGAUGGCCUGAGUGGUGUGAAGGCAAAUCCAAACUAACCUCUUGAUGAAAAUUAGGUCCCAGAAGAUCUACUUUUCUCAGUAGGUGUAAAAACUCAUCGAUGGGUGAAAGAAUGUGUUACUAGUUGGUGGAGAAAAUGGGAGAUGUGGAUUAUGGAAUGAAAAUUUGAGAAGAGUUUUAAAACGGCUUUUUGUAGAGUUUACUUCUGAAAUUGAGAGAAAGACAUCAUGUAUUAACGUGAACCUCACGGUUCAAGAAACUAAGCUCUUGUGCUUUCCUGUUAAAAAAACUUUCUUCCAGACUGAGUCAGGAACUAAGCCCUCACAUUUAUAUUCUUGCCCUGUGGCCUAUUUUUUUACUGCAGAAACUGAUUAAUGGAUACACCAGUCCCUGAGUAAUCAAAUCUAAUUUUAACAUGAGAGUAUUUGCCUCUAAAACUGGAAGUCUCUAUCCAGUGGUUCUCUUCAUAAAAUAUCAACAUCGCAUCAGACAAGCAAAAAUCAUUUGACAAAGAAACUUCAUCAAGGCAGGCAUCAAAAUGCACAUUUUUGGUUUUGAGUGGCCUGAAGUGCAAAGUACUUUGCUUUAGAUUCUUACUUUACUUUGCCUGGGUAGGCAAGGCCCAUAUUUUUAGCCUCUAGAUGCUCUUCUAAAUUCAGUUUGAGCUAUGUGACCUUCAAUCAGUCACUGGAUCUUGAUUAACCGUCCAGCCCUGUUCUAGAUGUUAGUGACACAGGGAUGAGCAAGGUAGUUGCUCAUGGAAGUGACCUUUCAGUGGAUGUAGAGACAGAAAGCACUUUUGGGAAGCACUUCAAUAAACCCAAUAAAUAAGUGCAGAUACUGAUGUGUUUAAGUAUCUAUAGACUUUUUGAAAAGAGAAAAACAGAAUCCUGGGAAAAUAUUCUGGGGACAGAUGGGAAAUAUAAAGAACAACCCUACAACACCCGGAGGUAGGGGCGGUUCCAGACAGUAGGAGUAGCUAGUGGAAAGACCCUGCCCUUGCAGGACCUGAAAGUGAGCCACCCCCCCAAGUGUACCUCACUCUAUACCUGCCCCUGUGCAAAGUCUCCAGGGGGAGCAUGGCUGGGGGUGUUCAAAGUUCAUAAAAAAGGCAGAUAAGAUAGAAGCAUAUGGAUGACAGAUGAAGGAACUUGAAUAAAUGAAUAUGAAAGGCAAGUAGGGACAAUAGAUGAAGAGUCUUAUAGGCCAUAGUUGAGAAUUAAUUUAAAUACUGUAGACAGCCACAGAGGGGUUUAAAGUAGGGUCUAAUACCUGAUCUUUCCUUUUAAAAUUUUAUUCUAGGUGUGGCAUGGAUAGUAGAUUGUAUGGAGCCUUGAGAGUCAGCAGGAGCCAAAGCGGAGAGAGACCAUGAGUGGUGAAAUUCACAAGAAAAAUAUUCUGGGCUUUUCAGAAGAUCAAGAUGGUCCUAUUUUCUCAGAAAGACUCAACAUUGCUUGAGGAGCUACCCAGUCUCCAUCCCCAUCCAGUUACAUCUCUAUGGUCUCUUUGAAACAAGGCGGCCAGAAUGAUUCUCCAUGUAGGUAAGUCAGAUCAUCUCCCACUUCAAGCAGAGCUAAAGCCCUCAUAAUGUCCUACAAGGUCCUUCCCACAUGAUCUGCUUCCCUGCCUUCACCAGCCACAGUUGCUUCUUGGCCUCAUCUCCAACCACUCUCUCUCACUCCAAUCUUGUCACUGAAGCCGCAUUGGUGUUCUUAUAACAUACCAGGAACACUCCCACGUUAGGAGCUGGGCCCUUGCUAUUCCCUCUGAAAACAGGCUACUCCCCAGAGGUCUGCAUGGCUUCCUCCUUGGCCUUCUUGAGGUCUUUGCUCAAAGGUGACUUCUGACGGGAAUCUUCCUUAACCACCAUUUCCAGCUCCCUUGCCAUGCACAGACUCCCACCCUACUUACCGGCUUUAUCUCUCUCCAUAGCACUUCCUAGAACCUGACGCAUCAUAUAUUUGACUCAUUUUUUUGUCUACAUACAAGCUCCAGGAAAGUGAGAAUAUUUUUUUGUUUUGUCCACUGCUGCAUUCCUAGCACCUAGGACAGGGCCUCGCAAAAAGUAGACACUUAAUAAUAUUAAUCAAAUGAAUUGAUGAAUUUACACUGCGUAGUACUUGUAUAUCUAUGUUCUCUCUGAGUGACCUGGUGUACUGCAGUUUAACCAUUGCCAUAUACAGGGACUUACCUAUGCUUGUGGUAUCUUGUGACCUUGAUAAAUUUACUUCUCUGAGCUUUGAUUUCCUCCUCUAUAAAAUACGAAUAGUAGUUGUCCCUACAUUUUAUAGGGCUGUUUGUGAAUUCACAUAUUUAAAAGAAUGUAAAGUGUUUAGCACUGUGCUUGGUUUAAAGUAAGUUCCUAAUAGUAUAAUUAUGAUUUCUCUCAUUAAUCUAAUCAGGGCGUCCAUUGAUCGGAAGUGGACUCUUUUUUUUCUUAAAGUUUUAUUAAGGUAUAAUUGAUGUACAGCACUGUAUAAAUUUAAGGUGUACAGCAUAAUGAUUUGAUUUACAUACAUCGUGAAGUGAUUUCCACAAGUUUAGUGAACAUCCAUCAUCUUAUACAGAUGCAAGACUACAGAAGUAGAAUUUUUUCUUGUGAUGAGAACUCUUAGGAUUUACUGUCCUAACAAUUUUCACCUGUACCAUACAGCAGCAUUAAUUAUAUUUAUGUUGUUUGUUAUACCCCUAGUGCACUUAUUUACCUUCUAACUGGAAGUUUAUACCUUUCGACUGUAUUCUUCCAAUUCCCCCUGUCCCUACCCCCUACUCCUGUCUCUGGUAACUACUACAAAUUUGAUCAUUUUCUAUGAGCAGAAAUGGACUUCUGAGAAGAACAAACAAUUGAGAGUAUAGAAAUUUACUUUAAAACCUAAUAAUGCUAGCUUUUGGCAAUUAUCUCUUCACAACAGAAUAUAAGACACUUUAAUUUUUGGAGAAGUCAGUUAAUGUCUUCAGAAAAAAAAAAGGUGUCAUUCUUCAGAGGUGUGGGGAUCUUUCUCUCUGCAUUUCCAUUUGCUAGCUGGUCUUGAAAAUAAAGUUUGCUCAAUAAAUUUUGUUGACUAAACAAAUGAAAGAAUGAAUCCCAGUGGGCAUAAGCAAGUUUAUAUUUACUGAAAAGCUGCAAUUUGUUAGGUAUGGCCGUAGGCACUAAGAGUAUAAAAAAGCGCAUUUGCCAGUGGAUGGGGGGGUUAUUUCAAGACCUUCACAAAGUCAUCACUGAGUUUGGGGGACAUAUUUUUAUUUUAAAUGUAGUCUUUUAACUGGGGGAGGGGGAAUUUGGAUUCAUCACCUUGGGCAAAGUACAAAAACUCCAGAAAGACGUCUUUGCCGUAAUUUCUCUGAAGAGCUUUUCAAAGAAACAAAACAUCAAUGGUUUAUCAGGUAGACAUCAAAAGUGCAGCAGCAGGCAGACAAAUGUGGGAAACCCUAUGGUGAUUCAAGACGUCAAUGUUCUGGGGUCCCCACACCUAUUGCUAACCAUGAAUGAUUCCAUAUUUGGUAUUGAAUGAGAGCCUGAUGGUGGGCCAUGCAACUGGAGACAGAGAAAAGGCCUGACCUUGCUUAAGACUGGAGUAGAAUCUAGCUCUGCAUUCUGAUCCUGAGCAAGAUUAUCCUGAGCCUCAGUCCUUACCACAAAAUUAUGGUUUUAAAAACUGGCCUCCUUGAAAUGAGCAAAUGGGUGAAAAAAUUUUCCAUCUCCUAGAAACCACUGGACAGUUAGGACUGUGGUUUUGACAGCAUGCCUUCUGAGUUCCUGCCUGCACUGUGCAGGGGACACAGAGAACAGUAAUCCCAGAGGGAUCCCUGCCCUUAGCAAGCACAGUCCACUUCCAAGAUUUUAUCCCCAGGACAUCGUUCAGCAGAAGCAAAAAUACAUUUGCAGGGAGGUUUGUAACAACAAUAACAAAACUGGACACCACCCAGAUAUUUACAAAAGGCAGAAUGGUUUUAUAAAUGAUGCAGCCCAACAUAAUGAUUAGAAAGAAGACCCAGCCUAUUCACGCCUACACCCUGGCAGCAUCAGCGUGGGCCCCAGAGAUGGUGGUUUGUUUGAAGGGAGGCUGGGGACCCUGCCUCAAGGGGGUAACUGCUUGGAGGCUGGACAAAGGGGUGUGUGAUGGUGACAGGUCACAAAGGACUGCGGAGGAUAAAGGUGAUGGCGCCAAGAGACUUAGGCAGAGCCCCGCAGGGAGAGGGGCAGUUGCCUUCCCUCCCUCUCUCGGCGACUCAGUUUGUGGCUGGUGGAGCUAUCUUGCAUGAAGAGAACCAUGAGCAGUGAAUGUUUGUUACCUUAUUACACGGCCAACAGCUACCGUUCAAUGGGUGUGUUCAAUACUUCCAUGGGGGACCUGCAACGACAGCUGUACAAGGGGGGAGAGUAUGAUAUUUUCAAGUACGCACCCAUGUUUGAGAGCGACUUUAUCCAAAUCAGCAAGAAAGGAGAGGUGAUUGACGUCCACAACCGAGUCCGAAUGGUGACUGUGGGCAUUGCAUCCACCAGCCCCAUCCUCCCACUACCUGAUGUCAUGUUGCUGGCCCGACCAACGAAAGUCUGCGAAGAGCAUGUCCGAUACACCCGGCCCACCAAGGGGAGAGGUCGCAAGCCCGCCAAGACCCUAGAGCUCACCAGGCUGCUUCCCUUGAAGUUUGUUAAGAUCUCCAUCCACGACCGCGAGAAACAGCAGCUGCGCCUGAAGCUUGCCACUGGCCGUACUUUUUAUCUGCAGCUGUGCCCCUCUUCAGAUGCACGAGAAGAUCUCUUUUGCUAUUGGGAAAAGCUUGUCUAUCUCCUGAGACCACCAGUAGAGAGCUGCAGCAGUACCCCAACGCUCCAAACUGGAGACGUGACAACAGAGGAUGACAAAAGCCUAUUAUUGGUAAAGCACCACAGAGAAAGGGAUCAGGAUGAGGUUGAGCUUCAGAAGCUUCGGGACGUGUCUGGAGCAGGCUCUGGUGCUUACGUCGGGGGAGAGGGAAUCCAGCAUGUGCCCCAGGGCUCAGAUCUAGCCAAGAAAAGUGCCGAAGGAGCAGCAGCAGCAGGCACCACUGAGGGCCUGGGCCUGGCUGUAGCAGGGUCCAGAAUGAGCACUGGAGGAGGAGUGGCAGUGGCGGGGGUGGGAACAGGCUCUACCACGGGCGCUGUGAGCUUGGCGGCAACCAAGAGCACAGGCACCAGCCAGGUGAGCAUGGCCCUAGCGGGAGCUACCACCAAAAGUUCUGGAGAAAGCAGGGCCAGCAAGGCCAUUGCGGGUGCUGCCAACAUAUCCUCGGAAGGUACGAACCUGGCCCUCGUGGGUGCUGCCAGCACAUCCUCAAUGGGCGGGGAUAGUCCAGAGAGCAGCACAAGCUUGGUGUUUGCAGGCACGGUGACCACCGGUUCGCCUGCUGCAGGAAGAGCCGAAGGCCAGGCUGCACCCCCCCUCGUCUCCACCUUGCAGAGUGAAGGCUACAUGUGUGAAAGGGAUGGAAGCCAGAAGGUCUCCCACCCCAGCACUGGAGCCCGGAAGGAAAAAAAGGAAAGAAGAGAAAGGAAGGACAAGUCUUCAUCUAGGAAAAGUUCCCGCCAUCGCAGGACGGGUGAAAGCCACCACAGGACAGGAGGGGACAAGACCCGGAAAUCAUCCUCCCACAGGUCCUUAUCCGACCAUGGGAACAGAGAUGACAAAAAAGAAAAGGGGCAGAGCGGCACCAGGGGCAGAGGACGUGGCUCUCACAAGGGUGGCAGCCGCAGCUCCACCACCAAGGAGGGGAGGGCAACUCACAAGCUGGGCAAGAGCAGGUCUACCACCAGCUCGGGUACCUUAAGUAAGAAAUCCAGUAAGAUCACCUCUUUCUUCAGGAGCAUCAGAGUCAUUCCUGGUUCAAAAACAGCGGUCACACACGACAGAGAGGUAGACUUUGUGGCUCAGGCAGUAGAGAAACGCAACCUAGAGGCCAGGGUAGAGAAAGCCCCGGUGGGCCAGGACCUGGAGAUCUGUGGUACCAUGAGGUCCGAGACGAUGGAGACCAUCAUCAUUGAGACCAAAUCCAUUUAGAUAGAAGCCAAGGCAGGAGAUGCCAUGGGGACCCAGCCUCAGGGAAGGCUCCCUGGAGAGUCAAUUCCAGCUUUCUUUAAUAAACUAUACAACUCCAAAAGAAAGCCUAUCUUCUGUUUGAAUGUCUAUGUCCCCUUGACUGGUAGUGACUUCACAGUGGCUUCUGUGAUGUGACCUGUGCUGCAGCCUGAGACCCCCAGCCUCCAGUCAAGUAGAGCCGCACCUCUCACUCAUGCCCACCAGAGCCAGCCUAAGUGCCCUGCCCUGCAUCGACCCCUCUCUGCCUUUGGCUUCCCCAAGAGUCUGCUGCAAGUCACAGACUAUAGGCUGGGGAGCAUCACCAUCACCCCCGUCCCCAUGUCCAACUUCUUCCUGAAGGUCCCUAAACAGGGUUAUUCUGUUCAGUCCAUAGACUAAGUGAAGACAGGACAGGAUAAUCGGGGAGGGGGGGAACGAGGGGGUGCAGCACCAUGCAUAAGCAAUCAGAAGAGCAAAGUUUCUCAUCUUGGUCAGAAAUUGGCAGCCUGGGGGCCCAAUCUUGCCAACUGCCUGGUUUUAUAAAUAAAGUUUUAUUGGAAUAUAGAUACAGCCAUUCAUUUAUAUAUUGUAUAAGGCUGCUUUCACAUUAAAGUGACAGAUUUGAGUGAUUGAGUCAGAAACCGCAUGGCCUGCAAAGUCUAAAAUAUUUAUUCUCGGGCAUUUGGCUGAAAAGGUUUGUUCACCCAGAUCUAAGAUUAAUAAUUCUUUUCCCCCCUGGAUAUAUAUUCUGGAGAAACUCUCACAUGUGCUUGCCAGGAGACACCUAGGAGAAUGUAUAUAGUCAAACAAUGUGUAAAACAAAGUCUUAUUGUAUAGCACAGAGGGCUAUAUUCAGUGUCCUAUGAUAAACUACAAUGGAAAAGAAUAAUAAAAAAGAAGUCAUGUAUAACUGAAUCACUUUGCCGUACAGCAGAAAUUAGCACAACCUUGAUAAUCAACUAUGAUUCAAUUAAAAAAAAAUCAACUUGUAAUAGCAAAGCCCUGGAAAGAGUCCAAACGUUCAUCAAACAGGACAACUGAUACAUUGUGGUACAUGCCUGCAGUGCAUAUUAUACAACAGUGAAAAUGACAGCAGCCGGAGUUCCCGUCGUGGUGCAGUGGUUAACGAAUCCGA
Messenger RNA from Sus scrofa (pig), 8116 nucleotides. The record is from RefSeq and is a predicted model, not a curated record. Lineage: Eukaryota; Metazoa; Chordata; Mammalia; Artiodactyla; Suidae.